Eutrema salsugineum is the source of this 1468-nucleotide messenger RNA. Its product is annotated as DNA-damage-repair/toleration protein DRT111, chloroplastic. The transcript is spliced from 2 exons. Gene Ontology annotation, biological process: mRNA cis splicing, via spliceosome. Bases 65 to 1237 code for a protein of 390 amino acids. Gene Ontology annotation, molecular function: RNA binding. Lineage: Eukaryota; Viridiplantae; Streptophyta; Magnoliopsida; Brassicales; Brassicaceae. Gene Ontology annotation, cellular component: precatalytic spliceosome. The record is from RefSeq and is a predicted model, not a curated record.
UUUCAGCAGAUCUUUGCAAUUGAAAGCAAACCGUGAAUCAGGAAGUGAGGGAAGAAUUGAAAAAAUGCUUGGUGGAUUGUACGGAGAUCUUCCUCCGCCGACAGAUGAUGAGAAACCCAGCGGCAACUCCUCCGUCUGGUCAAGCAGUAACAAGAUGGCUCCAGCGACGCUUCGCAAACCACCGGCUUUUGCUCCGACGCAAACAAUCCUCAGACCUCUAAACAAGCCCAAGCCUAUCGCGUCUCAGUACAAGGCUCCUCCUCCUUCUUCUUCUUCUUCUUCUUCUUCUUCAUCAUCCCAAUCGGUGCUUACUCCGGCGAACGAUGCGGCGUCUUCGCAGCCAGCAUUGGUUGGUGUGACUUCAUCGGUGAUCGAGGAGUACGAUCCAGCGAGACCGAACGAUUACGAGGAGUACAGGAGGGAGAAGAAGAGGAAAGCGAUGGAAGCUGAGAUGAAACGAGAGCUGGAGAAGAGACGACACGAGGAGGAUGAAAGAGAGAAGAGGGAAAGGGAAGAGAGGGAGAAGGAGAGGGAAAGAGAGAGAGAGCGAGAUCACAACAGCGAGUCUCGGCUGAAUAUCUCCGGUGAGGAAGCGUGGAAGAGACGCGCGGCCAUGAGUGGUGGAAGCGGGAAGAGAAGAUCCUCGUCUCCGCCGGGGAGCGUGGACGGAUUCAGCAUCGGGAAAUCGGAGUCGAGUGGGUUAGGAGUUGGGGCAGGUGGGCAGAUGACGGCGGCCCAGAGGAUGAUGGAGAAGAUGGGUUGGAAACAAGGACAAGGGCUUGGGAAGUCGGAGCAAGGGAUCACGACGCCAUUGAUGGCUAAGAAGACGGAUCGUAGAGCUGGUGUGAUUGUGAAUGCUAGUGAGAUCAAAUCUUCGGAGAAGAAGGUCAAGAGUGUGAAUAUCAGUGGAGAACCAACAAGGGUUUUGCUUCUUAGGAACAUGGUUGGGCCAGGAGAAGUAGAUGAUGAGCUAGAAGACGAGGUGGGAUCGGAGUGUGGAAAAUACGGUACAGUAACUCGUGUACUGAUCUUCGAGAUCACUGAACCGAACUUCCCUACACACGAAGCAGUCAGAAUCUUUGUUCAGUUUUCAAGACCCGAGGAAACAACUAAAGCACUUGUGGACCUCGAUGGGAGAUUCUUUGGAGGAAGGACGGUGCGUGCAACGUUCUACGAUGAAGUGAAAUUCAGUAAGAACGAGUUGGCUCCAGUUCCAGGUGAAAUCCCUGGCCAUUAAGAAGUUGUCAAGGUUGGUGAAGAACAAGAAACUGCGUUCUCUAUAAGAUUCUUGAUAAGAGAAAGAAACCAUAGAGAUGAGGUUUAAUAUUAUUUGUAAAGUACUUAGAAACUUUUGGGAUCUAUCUGUUUAUUGUUGUUCAAUGUAGCCUACGGUCAAGAAAUGUUUGCCUUUGUUUUUAAUCAUGUUUUGAACAUAAACUGAUUUUGCAUUUGAAUUGAUCAAUCAAUG